Megalopta genalis is the source of this 5704-nucleotide messenger RNA. The record is from RefSeq and is a predicted model, not a curated record. NCBI's taxonomy places the organism in Eukaryota, Metazoa, Arthropoda, Insecta, Hymenoptera, Halictidae.
ACUUUCAAUAAUUUUAUUAGCGAACGAAUUUACGCGCGUAACAAAUUUAUUGCUUUGCAAACACGAUUUUAUUGCUAAAAUGCAAAGUAUAUUUUUACAUUCUACUAAAUUGUCUAUAAGUGAUAACGAAUUCGUAAUGUUAACACAUUUUUCAAAAAACUAUAACUGUAUUGUUCAGGACGACGUAUAUAGUUAUUAUUGGAUCGCUGAUGAAGUUAUUGAAAGUCAACUGAAUUGGUACUUACAAGACUGAUCAAUAUUAAUUGUUUAUUACUCCUUCCGUAUCGAAAUAAUUGUUCUAUUUGCAUAAAAUAUUUGUAUCGUAAUGAUUGUCCCAUUUUAAAGUAUAAUGUUUUACACUUUCUGUAUCACCAAUUUCAAGACGUGAGCAUAAUUUACUAUUAUGAUACAGCUAUACGAGUAUAAUAAGUAUUUAUUUAACUUUUAUUUUAUCUAUUUGAACGGCGCAUGUUAUUUUAUUGCAAAUUUAUAAAUCAGACAAACAUUUCGAUACGAAGGGAGUAUAAACUACAAAAAUAAAAAUUUCGUCUAGGAUGACGUUUCACUGUUUACCUAAAAUAUUUCAGUUAAUAUUAAUGUGAAAAGUAUAUUUAUAUUUAUUUUUGAUAAAAAUCAAUAUAUAAUCUUACAAAAAUUAUAUCACGUUUGGUCUUAUUUUAGUCAGAAAAAACUCACAAUUGCAUUAGCAAAAGUCCCAUUAAGAAAAAAUAAAAAGGUUACACAUUAUCUAUCCUUCAUUUGCUGUCCUUUUCUACGUUCAGUAAAGUGCAAAGGCGGAGGCCGAAUCUCAGUCUAAGACACUUCAGUCCCGAUGUUCAUUCAGUGUUUCAUCGAUCCUAUCUGGUACGAUGCACGUACGACUAAUGUGAACACUGUUAGUCUAGUACGCUGCAAGCACGUCCUGAGCCUGGCAUAGCGCCGCAUAUAGAAUUGCAAAAUAGCAAAGGCCUGUCUCAUCAACAAGUUGAUACACUGAACACAGAAUUAAUGAACCUGACAAAACAACUGCAAGGAGAAGUAAUGAUCUUUGAGCUAUGCCAACAUGUUCAAAAAUAUCUGCACGAGAACCAAAAACCAAGCUACCGUAGUUUCUACGAAGAAAUGGUUUCACGGCGGCAGGAAAAAAUUGAACUUGAAAUGGUGGAAAAACAACUGAAGGAAGAUAAAGCGAGACAGGUAUUGCAGGAUCAAAUUCAAAAGAGACAAGAGGUUUUAAAAGCUGAGAUUCGUAACCGAAAAGAGUCGAUUCGCUUGAAUAAUGAUCGUUCAGACAAUCCGUCGCAAUCGAUAUCGUCGUCUCCGCAAGAGAGGACACGUGUUUAUUCUCGAAGAAGAUGCGCUAGUAGUUCCGAAAGUACUGAUGGCUUUUUAUGCGAGCAUACAGGCACAAAAUCGUUGCACUUCGAUCACAAUAAAGAUGAACGGGAUGUAUAUAGAGGAAAAUGCAUGGGCCACAGUACCAAAGGAUCUGUUGUCUAUGCUGGUGUGGAUAUGACAACCGGUGAACUGUUCGCAAUUAGCGAAUGGACAUUUAAAGGGAACCACGAUAUUGACGAAAAUAAUGUACAACAUAUUACUAAACAAAUAGGAAGUCUCGAGCAAGAGAUGAAUCACUUAAAUAAAUUGCACCAUCCGAAUCUUGUACAUUAUAUAAGUAUGAAGUACUUGCUAAAUGGAGAUGAAACAGUUGUUUACAUUCUUCAAGAAUUUGUGAUAGGUACCAGCUGUUCUUUUUUCCUGUUGGAGAACAUUCCUGUGGACAUCGAUCUUCUUCGUUAUCUGGCUUCUGGGAUUUUAUUUGCUUUGAAGUACCUUCACGACAAUAAUGUUGUCCACAAAGACUUACGUGACACAAGCAUCUACAUUGAUCGUACAGGAAUAGUUAAACUAUCGGACUAUUCGCUCAACAAACGUUUGUCUGAUGUUUAUCAAACAUGUGCAGUUGUCAAACCUGAACAAGAUUUUCCCAGUAUCCAAGGAAGAGGUGGAAAGAAAGCUGAUAUUUAUCGUUUCGGCGCACUUAUGUUCUCUUUGUUAAACGGAAUGAUCGUUUCUGGAGAUAAAAUUAACCCAGCAAUGAUCAGUCAGCCUGAUCUUCAAGAUUUCUUACAAAAGUGUCUCAUCAACGAUGAGCGGAAGCGUUGGUCUGCUGAACAACUGCUGCAACAUACGUUCAUAAAAGCUCCUCUAGCUCGAGCAUUGUCACCACCAAAGAUACCACGCAGAGAGGAACAGGAGAAUCAAGAGCCUGAUGAGACUGAUGCAGACAUUAGGCAGUAUGUACCACCUUUGGGUGGUCACUCAAGAAUUACAAAUGAAUUUGAGGGGCUCGAAUGGCUUGGUAAAGGUGCCUUUGGUGAUGUACUUAAAGUGAAAAACAAAUUGGAUGGUGGGAUUUAUGCUAUCAAAAGAAUCGAGCUUAACCCCAAGAACAAGCAGCUGAACAGAAAGAUAACCAGGGAAGUGAAAUUACUGUCGCGCAUGAAUCAUGAAAAUGUGGUGCGCUAUUACAAUUCUUGGAUAGAGAGUGCUACUAUAACUGAUGAAACAGAGAAAGUAUACGAAACGCCAUUAGGAAAGAAGAACAAAGACUUGCUCAACCAUUUGGGCACAGACGAUAUCGAAAAAUUGGCACCGCCGUUGCAAGAUGUCGAAUGGAAUGUUUCAUACAAAUCUCGUACAAACACCACACUACCGCCGGAUAGUGAUGAAGACAACAGCGAUGCAUCUAGUGAUAGCGACAGUGAUGAAGAUUGUGCGUUUUUAAUGCGGAAUUUGUUAAGAAUAGACUCUUCCGACAGUAUAGAAUUUGAAAGGGAUUCAAAUUUCCAAGAAUCUGCUUCGAGUAGAGAAGAGAAUGAAAAUGGAGAUGCAAGUAAAUCAGAAGAAACAACAAGAGAAAUACAGUUUAUGUACAUUCAAAUGGAGUUCUGUGAAAAGAGCACUCUUCGGACGGCCAUCGAUGGAGGUCUUUAUGAGGACCGAGAAAGAGUAUGGAGAUUAUUCCGAGAAAUUGUUGAGGGCUUAGCGCACAUUCACCAACAGGGCAUGAUACACAGGGAUCUAAAACCAGUGAAUAUAUUCUUGGACAGCAACGACCACGUUAAAAUCGGAGAUUUCGGUCUCGCUACUACAAAUAUUUUUUCAACGUUUGUACAGACCAUGGAGAUAGAUAAAGAAUCACAAACUAUGGAAAAAGGAUUCAGUUUUGGCACAGAAGACGUAGGCUCUUUAACAGGACAAGUGGGCACAGCAUUGUACGUAGCGCCGGAACUAACGACGAAAGCAGUGAAAGCCAUUUACAAUCAAAAAGUCGACAUUUACAGUCUGGGAAUAAUAUUAUUCGAAAUGUGUUACAAGCCACUGAAAACAGGAAUGGAACGAAUUACAAUUUUACUCAACCUACGAUCAAAAGAAAUUAUACUACCUCCAGAAAUGCAGCAAUCAGAAAUGGCAAGACAAACUCAUAUCUUACGGUGGUUAUUGAACCAUGAUCCUAGUCAACGACCUACAUCUCAAGAACUUCUCUCUUCGGAAUACCUACCUCCCCCACGUCUCGAAGAAACCGAAUUACAAGAAAUGAUUCGGCGCACAUUAUCCAACAAUCAGAGCAAAGCUUAUAAAUAUUUAAUUUCUUGUUGCUUUACCCAAGAAAUCACACCAGCCGACGAUAUUACAUACGAUAUGAAUUUACCUAGUAGAGGCUACAUAAACUUCCUGUCUUGGAAAAAAUACCAAGAAGGAGUGAAAUGCAAAGUAAUUGAAAUUUUUCAGAGGCACGGCGGUGUUCAUUUAGACACACCGCUUUUGAUGCCAAAGUCGCGUCAGUUUUAUAGUUUUACAGAUUCCGGUGUUAGAUUAAUGACUCGUAGUGGAAACAUUGUUUGCAUACCUCACGAUUUACGUGCACCUUUCGCAAGAUACGUGGUAUGGAAUAAUGUGCUGCAUAUAAGAAGAUACGCUAUCGAAAAAGUUUUUAGAGAGAAGAAGGUUCUGGGCUUUCAUCCUCGAGAACUUUAUGAAUGUGCAUUUGAUAUAAUAAGUCCAACUGCCAAUAAUUUCUUAAUGGAAGCUGAAUUGAUACACAUUGUCUGGGAAGUCAUCAAUGAACUACCUCAAUUACAAGAACGAAAUUUCACUAUCCGCCUGAACCAUACUUCAUUAUUGAAAGCUGUAUUAAUAUACUGUGGAAUCGAUCCAGAAAAAUAUCAUGACAUUUAUUCAAUUUUACGGGACGCACGCGAUGGAAAGUUUUCAAGGUUUCAAAUCCAAACACAUCUAAUAAGUCUUUGUCUGACUGAUCAAGCAAUGGAAACGUUAUUUAAUUUACUUGAGACUGAGAGUUCUAUCGCUAAGAUUCAUAGUGUGUUGAAAACUAUAACAAAAAGGAAAGGAGAUGCUGCUGCAUUAGCUAAGGAGGGUUUAAAAGAAAUUGAGACUGUAAUGGAAAAUAUUGAAUCGUUAGGCAUUAAGUGGACAGUAGUAGUAGUUCCUCUCCUAGUACAUAAUAUAAAUCAACACAGUGGUACAAUCUAUCAAAUAACGUGCGAAGUUAAACGCCGUAGAAAAAAAUGUGGAGAAGUAAUAGCAGCAGGUGGACGUUACGACAAAAUGUUGUCGUCUUUCCGAAAACUCCGAAUGGCCUGCAAAGAAGCUAAACAAUACGGUGCUGGAAUCAGCAUCUCAUUGGAUAAACUUGUAUCAGCCGUUUUGGAGACGUCAGAAUCUUCUGACAGUAAAUAUGGAAUCGAUGUUGCAAUUUCUUGCCUGGGCAAUCCUCAUCGAGAGAAAGAGAUGAUAGAUCUUUUGAAAGAGUUUUGGAGUUUUGGAUUAAAAGUUACAAUUUUGGAUUUGGCUUCCGUUGAGGAAAUUCUUGAAUAUUGUAGAGAACAUUCUAUUAAUCAAGUUGUUAUUCUAAAAGCCAGUGAAAGAGGAGGCGUGAGAGUCCACAGUUGGGAACGGGAUAGAUAUCAAGAAAAAAAAAUAGCCAAUAAAGAAGUUGGGGAAUUUCUUCAAAGACUGGAUACAUCGAUACCUAUUUUAAAUAGAUCUGAAAGUAAAGCAUCAACAAAUGAGAAUUAUUUAAGUAACAACAAUCCAAGUAAUAUCAAUAUCAAUUUUAUUUUGUCUGAAAAGGACAAACUUUCUGGUAGUUCUAGAAGAAGUUUGAAGAAUUCGAUAUUUGCACAGAUGUCCACGUACUUUCAAAGAAUCGCGCAUAAAGUACCAAUUGAAAUUUUUGCAAUGUACUUAGAAAUGAGUGUGAUUAGGACAAUUAUAAGUUUUUUAGAAAUCGAUGAGGAAGAUCAGGAUUUUUUAAAAAGCAUACAAGUCAUUAUCGAUAAACAUGCAAGACAUAAAAAGUAUAUAAAGGAGAUAUGCGAGGAAUUACGGGAAACGAGGAAAGAAAAAUUACGACCUGUGUUAAUACUAUAUAGUCUGAUGGAUAGUCAAUAUAUGACUCUUUUAUAGUUUAUUACUUUUUAAACAUCCAAAAUUAUACAUGAAUAAGACAUAUGAAAGAAAUAAUUUGUCACAUAAUUAAGUGAUUCAUAAUAAAACAAUUUGAUUUUUAUAUUAAAUAAUCUAUUCUAAAAAAAGUUCCUUUAAGUUAUAAAAUAAAUGUACAAGCAUAAAAUACCUAGUGCUUCGAUAAUAAACAAAAUCAAAAGUAUCAAAAUCA